UUUUAUUCUCUCCUGAUCCCGUUUUGAUUGAACAUAAUACUCUUAACAAACAUCAUCAUCUUCCUUCAAUUGUAUUCCUAUUUUUGAAAAUCCCAGUGUUUGCGUUAAUGGAGAUCGCUCCAUCUUCGAGUAGAUUCAAGCUUAACGAUCAAUUUAAGCUUCUUGAGUUUCCUGAUAAGUACGUCGUCACACCAGUCGAUUCGCCUCAUGAAGGCGGCGGCUUCUCCGUUAAUCGGCGUGAUGGCAAUAUCAAACCUCUUGAUGAAGACGCAUCUUCUGAGAAUCCUACUAAAUUCUCUACUAUCUAUGGCGUAGGAGGAACUAUUAGGCUCUUAGCAGGAACAUACUUGCUCGUUAUAACGUCUCGGGAGAAAGCUGGGAGUUUCCUUGGUUUUCCGAUUUUUAGAGUUACCGGUAUGAAAUUCCUACCUUGCAAUGAGGCUUUCAGGUUUGCUACUGCUCAAGAAAAAAAGGAUGAAGCAUAUUUUAGGACUCUGUUACAAGCACUUGAGGCAACCCCUGGAUUGUAUUUUUCAUAUGAGACAGAUUUAACAUUGAACUUGCAAAGAAGGUGCAAGCUAGCUGAAGGUUGGAAUUGUAAGCCCAUAUGGAAGCAGGCUGACCCUCGAUUUGUUUGGAACUGGCGUCUUUUGGAGGAAUUAAUCGAAUGCAAACUGGAGGGUUUUAUUCUUCCUCUACUUCAAGGGAGCUACCAAGUUGCUGAGCUAAAGCUCAAGAAUUCUCCUGCUGUGAUAUCGCUAAUUUCCAGGCGCUGUACACGGCGUCUAGGUACACGUAUGUGGAGAAGAGGAGCCAAUCUGGAGGGGGACACGGCUAAUUUUGUGGAAACUGAACAAAUAGUGGAGAUUAAUGGUUUCAAGUUCUCAGUAUUGCAGGUUCGAGGUUCAAUCCCACUUCUUUGGGAGCAGAUCGUUGAUUUGAGCUAUAAGCCACAGCUUAAGAUAAAUAAGCAUGAAGAGACGGUAACUUUUGUUCGAGGUUCAAUCCCACUUCUUUGGGAGCAGAUCGUUGAUUUGAGCUAUAAGCCACAGCUUAAGAUAAAUAAGCAUGAAGAGACGUUGCUUUCUUUCCUUUUUGUUGCAUCAUAUGAAAAGAGUUACAUGGCCCAAAAAAUUCUGAAUCUACAACUUCAAAGGAUCGGGGUGUUUGAUUCCACAGAUUGUGUGUCUUUGUUCGAAGAUGAUUACACAAAGUUCAGAACAAUUUGGGCUGAGCAAGGGGACGAGAUUAGCUUGCAAUACGCCGGGACAUAUGCUCUUAAGGGUGACCUCGUCAGGUACGGGAAACAGACUAUGGCUGGAGCAAUCAAAGAUGGCAUCAGUGCGAUGUCGAGAUAUUAUCUGAAUAACUUCCAGGAUGGUGUAAGGCAGGAUGCUUUGGAUCUCAUAAGUGGUCGAUACACAGUGGGCACAAACAGCCCUUCACAGCUUCAGCGCAUUGGAGCACAACCGUCUUUCCUGCCAGUGGCAUCCGCAUUGUUGAUAGGUGGUGUUACAGUGACAUCUUUCUCAAUUCAUCAAGCGGGAAGAAACACGCAGCAGUAUCUGGCGACAGCAUUGUGGGCUGGAGUGACUGCAGGAGUUGUGGCGAUGAUCAAGGCCAAUGGAAGGCACUUGUGUUCAAGGCCUCGUCUCUGCCACCUAAUUUGAUUUCCAUAUGAACUGAGAUGAUUUGUGUCUCACAUUCUUCUCAAAACACACGCACACAUUACCUCUUAUGCUUUCUCCUGUAUUUCUUGUUGAACUUCCGUACAAGAAUCUUAGAAGUAGAAGGCUAUUUCACUGAACUGUUUUUUUAUUUAUAGUUAUUAUUGAUC
Camelina sativa (false flax) is the source of this 1837-nucleotide messenger RNA. NCBI's taxonomy places the organism in Eukaryota, Viridiplantae, Streptophyta, Magnoliopsida, Brassicales, Brassicaceae. The record is from RefSeq and is a predicted model, not a curated record.